This is a messenger RNA of Phodopus roborovskii (desert hamster), 706 nucleotides long. RefSeq names its product sperm acrosome associated 7 (gene Spaca7). The transcript is spliced from 6 exons. Bases 152 to 706 code for a protein of 184 amino acids. Gene Ontology annotation, cellular component: acrosomal vesicle. Lineage: Eukaryota; Metazoa; Chordata; Mammalia; Rodentia; Cricetidae. The record is from RefSeq and is a predicted model, not a curated record.
AUAAGUUCAUGACAUAGCACAUACAGUGUAAUGAAGAAAGAAUUCUGAUGGUGAUGUCACAGGUUCUGGACAUUCUGCGUAUCCAGGAGACCAAGGCUGGGGAAGCUGAAGACCUUCCAGGGAAGGGCCUCCUCCGGUGAUUAGAGGGACCAUGGCAGCGAAUAUGGGAGUAGAGACCUUUGUAUCUGUCUUCCUGCUGUGCUGCUGGCAAGGAGCUGAACUACAGCCAAUCAAUGCAACUUCAGGUCCAGUUACUGAAGACUCACUCAAUUCAACAACUGAAGAAAUACCUGAAGUGUUUGAUGAAAUCAUAGCCCAAGAGCUUUUGGAGCCAAACACAACGGCAGUGUCUGAAACCCCACCAUCAACAAAAGUAUCAACAGUAAAAACAACAGAAAAAAACAAGGAAAAAAAUGCUGGUAUUGAUGAAAACUACCAAGAAGAUGGCUCUGAGAAUUACCACGAAUUACUGGAGAAUUUAGAACUCUCACCUAUGAACAAGGAGAAAGCCGACACUAAUGACAAAAGUACUGCUGAGAACAUCCAUGACAACAGUUCUCAGACCAAGCUUAAGCCACACUUCUCUUUUGAAGAAAAGAAGAGUGCAAGCAAUGAUAAGUAUGAGAGAGUGUCUGUUCUGGACAGAAUCCUUCAAAACUUAGGAAGAUCUGAAGGCAGCCUGGAACUAACAGGCAAGUGGCCCUAA